CGGGUGAUCAUCUACAUGCCCAUGAUCCCGGAGACCAUCUACGCCAUGCUGGCCUGCUCGCGCAUCGGCGCCAUACAUUCGCUCGUCUUCGGAGGGUUCGCCGCCAAGGAGCUCGCCGUGCGCAUCAACCACGCGCAGGCAGACGCCUGCCUGUCGGCCAACUUCGGCAUCGAGCCAAAAAGGACGGUGCCCUACAAGGCGAUCCUGGACGAAGCCAUCAACAUAUCCGACUACAAGCCAAAGAAGUGUCUCAUCUUUCUACGACCGGGACAGGACGACAUUGCCAUGACUCCCGGUCGCGACGAGGUGUGGCAGCACGCCGUGGACUUGGCGGAACCCGCCGACUGCGUGCCCGUCGAGGCCAUGGAGCCUCUCUACAUCCUCUACACCUCCGGAACCACAGGUCUACCCAAGGCCGUCGUCCGGCCGGCGGGCGGCCACGCGGUCAACCUGCUGUACACUCUGGAGAAGGUGUACGGCGUCAAGGAUGACGACGUGUGGUGGGCCGCCUCGGACCUUGGCUGGGUGGUCGGCCACUCGUACAUCUGCUACGCGCCCCUGCUCAAGGGAAUCACCACAGUCCUCUACGAGGGCAAGCCCGUGGGCACUCCGGACGCGAGCAGCUUCUUCCGGGUGGUGAGCGAGCACGGCGUGUGCGGCAUGUUCAGCGCGCCCACGGCCAUGAGGGUCAUCCGUAAAGAGGAUCCCGAAGGACAGAUGGGAAAGAAGUUUCCUGGAAAGAAGCUGCGGUACCUGUUCCUGGCCGGAGAGCGAUGCGACCAGGAGACCCUCCGGUGGGCCGAGAAGGCGUUCGGAGUACCCACUCUCGACAACUGGUGGCAGACAGAGACUGGUUCUCCUGUGACUGCUACGUGCGUGGGUCUGGGCAACACGACGCAGGUUCCAGAUGAAGCAACGGGUCUACCAGUUCCCGGAUGGAAUGUGAAGGUUCUGUUGGAAGACGGCCUGGAAGCGGCUCCGAAUCAGCUGGGUAACGUGGCCAUUAGAUUACCGAUGCCGCCGGGAUCGAUGUCGACUCUGUUCAGAGCGGAUGACGUAUUCGUCGUCAAGUACUUCGAAAAAUACCCGGGCUACUACGACACUAUGGACACCGGCAUGUUACAUAAGAACGGCUACGUGAGCAUCUUUUCGAGGAGCGAUGACGUCAUCAAUGUCGCCGGACACCGCCUGUCGACGUCACAGAUUGAGGAGGCCAUCAUGAAGCACGACGGCGUAGCGGAGUGCGCAGUCGUCGGCGUUCCGGACCCGAUCAAGGGAGAGGUUCCGCUCGCCCUCUUCGUGCUCAAAGACGACAAAUCGGAGCUGCUGGAGAAGAUACGCAAAGAGGUGGUCGAGAAGGUGCGGAACGACGUCGGGCCUGUAGCUGCCUUCAGCCUCUGCACCCGAGUGCCUGCACUCCCCAAGACGCGAUCUGGCAAGAUACCCCGGAAAACUAUCUCGGACUUGGCACGAGGGAAAGCCGUGAAGAUCCCAGUCACAAUUGAGGAUCCUAUGGUGUACAAGGCAAUAAAGGCGGCACUUCAAGAACUCGGAUACGCAAAGGACGCACCCGAUCCAAAAUGAAUGAGAAGUCUGCGUAGUGACAUGUAACAAAACCUCGAAUUAAAAAAAAAAAAGCGAACAUUU
Molecule: messenger RNA, 1647 nt
Organism: Rhipicephalus microplus (southern cattle tick)
Lineage: Eukaryota; Metazoa; Arthropoda; Arachnida; Ixodida; Ixodidae
Product: acyl-CoA synthetase short-chain family member 3, mitochondrial
Cellular component (GO): mitochondrial matrix
Molecular function (GO): propionate-CoA ligase activity
Source: RefSeq, a predicted model, not a curated record